UUCAUCAAGUGAUAUGUUAUUAAGCUGAGAUGAUCCGGCUAUUUACUAAAUUGAUAUGACAGACGAGUGUCUUCCUCAAUUGCCAACUUGUGGCGGACGUUUCUCAUGAAAUUUGACACCUCGAACGGUUCUUAAGUUCGUGCCAAUAUUGCUUAUUUAGGAAAUUGUAUAAACAAUGGACUGAUUAUCAUGAUAUUGGAAGAAACAUUUCAAAUAAUACCAAACUUGUGCAAUACCCGUAUGAUAUUUCGACUUUUAUUGUGUGGAAUAAGUGAGCACUGCAUGAUCUAAUAUUUGUAUACAUUUAAAUCUUAUGUUAUUUUAGGAAAUGAUGUUAUUACGGUAAUUCAUUAACAGAAAACAGUUCACGACGCCGACGAUAAUGAGCAGACAAGGAUCUCACUCUUUUUCGAUUGACUCUUUGAUUUCGCCGACGAUGACCUCUAGGAUAUCGCCAAUGACGUACACCACUAAUGGCGGUUACAUGUUCGUACCACCAACCGGAAAUUCAAGUCUUUUUCGCGUCGUCGGCGAACCGCCGGGAGCUGAACUUGCAUUCCCGCCGGCGAUGAUGCAGUUCGCAAACACAUUCUCGAGAUUUCCGCUUUUUCCGUCCACCAACCCCUAUUUUACCGGAAGUAUCCACAGCGCGUUCACCAACACCGCUUACGGUUCUUUCUCCCGGAUGACCCCGUUUAACGGGGUCACUUCUCAUCUUUAUGAAAAACUUUCACAAAAGCAUGAGUUUGAAGACUCGCCAACGGAAGGUAGCGACGACGACGACGGUCGGCCCAAGGAUCUCCGAGUGAUGACGUCACGAGGGAAGGACGUUGACAUAACGUUGACGGCUGCGACCGCUUCGAUGAUGAGGACGGUGAUAGCGAGGAGUCGUGUACAGGCGAGUCCAUUUGUGACGAAAGCGUUGACCUCUCUCCAGACGAUCACAACGAAACGGACAAAGUGACCGAUUCGGACAAAAAGGGCAACGAAAAUUCACCGAACAAGUCCCAAAAAAUUGCCCUUCCUUCCGGAAAGACUCGCCGAC
Molecule: messenger RNA, 1045 nt
Organism: Dreissena polymorpha
Lineage: Eukaryota; Metazoa; Mollusca; Bivalvia; Myida; Dreissenidae
Exons: 2
Coding region: 383-964 (193 amino acids)
Source: RefSeq, a predicted model, not a curated record